Molecule: messenger RNA, 962 nt
Organism: Arabidopsis arenosa
Lineage: Eukaryota; Viridiplantae; Streptophyta; Magnoliopsida; Brassicales; Brassicaceae
Source: the annotation of a GenBank genome assembly
GUUUGGUGAUUUUUUUUACUAGUUCUUCUUGAUUCUUUCAUAUGGAUGGACAUCAGCAUCAUCACCUUCACCAGCUUCAAUAUCUCAACAAGCAUCAUCUUCAUCAUCCUCAAUCGCAAACGCCGGAAAUAACGUCUCCGGUAGCGGUUGGGGAUAGGUUUCCUCAGUGGAGCGUUGAAGAGACAAAAGAGUUGAUAGGGAUAAGAGGAGAGCUAGAUCAGACUUUCAUGGAGACAAAACGGAACAAGCUUCUUUGGGAAGUUAUCUCUAAUAAGAUGAGAGACAAAAGCUUUCCUCGUAGCCCUGAACAGUGCAAAUGCAAGUGGAAGAACCUCGUCACUCGUUUUAAGGGAUGUGAGACAAUGGAGGCAGAGACAGCGAGACAACAGUUCCCUUUUUAUGAUGAUAUGCAAAUUAUAUUUACCACUAGAAUGCAGAGAAUGCUAUGGGCUGAAUCCGAGGGAGGAGGAGGGGGAACAAGCGGGACAGCGAGAAAGAGAGAGUAUUCUUCAGAAGAGGAUCAAGAAGAGAAUGUGAAUGAAGAGCUAGUAGAUGUUAGCAACGACCCGAAAAUCCUAAACCCGAAAAAGAACAUUGCAAAGAAGCGAAAAGGCGGUAGUAAUAGUAGUAGUAUCAAUAUUGGUGUAAGAGAAGUGUUGGAAGAGUUUAUGAGACAUCAAGUGAGAAUGGAGAGCAAGUGGAGAGAAGUAUGGGAAGCGAGGGAGAAGGAAAGAGCAGAGAAAGAAGAAGAAUGGAGAAGGAAGAUGGAGGAGCUUGAGAAGGAGAGGUUGGCAAUGGAGAGGAUGUGGCGGGAUAGAGAGGAGCAACGGCGGUCGAGGGAGGAGAUGAGAGCAGAGAAGAGGGAUUCACUUAUCAAUGCAUUGCUUGCUAAGCUUACUAGAGAUGGUUCCCUCUAAUCUUUUAUCAGCUUUUCUUAACCUAAAUUAACUUGUUCUUAUAUG